Molecule: messenger RNA, 948 nt
Organism: Candidula unifasciata
Lineage: Eukaryota; Metazoa; Mollusca; Gastropoda; Stylommatophora; Geomitridae
Source: the annotation of a GenBank genome assembly
AUGGGAUUUGAGCUGGACCGCUUUGAAGAAGAUGUGGAUGAGGAGUUGAUUUGUCCAAUCUGCAGCUCAGUUCUGGAAGAUCCAUUGCAGGCCCCACAGUGUGAACAUGCAUUCUGCUCUGCUUGUAUCCAUGAAUGGUUGACUCGACAACCUACAUGUCCAGUGGAUCGAAGUGCCAUCACACCCAAUCAGUUGAAAAGUGUUCCUCGGAUUCUGAGAAAUCUUCUCUCUAGGCUAACAAUAUCAUGUGAUAAUAAGCUACAUGGCUGUCUAGUAAUAGUGAAGUUAGAUGCUUUGCCAUCCCACCUUCAAGACUGUGAGUUUAAUCCCAAGAAACCUGUGCAUUGUGACAAAGGGUGUGGGCUCAUUGUACCCAAAGAUGAAAUGAAGGACCAUAAUUGUGUACGGGAGCUGAGAAGCACAAUGUCUCAAAUGCAGCAGAAGUUUGCUGACUUACAGACUGAGAGCCUGGAGCAAAAGAUACAGCUGACGGAGCAGAAGCGGGAAAUACAAAUGUUAAAAGAGUUGCUAAGAUCAAUGCGAGCCUCAAGCUCCCGUCUCCGAGAGAUACAGACAACCAUGGAGACGGAGGAUAUGGUGCGGUGGGUCAACAGUCUGCAACCUGCUCGGGUAACAAGAUGGGGCGGCAUGAUCUCCACUCCAGAUGCUGUGCUGCAAGCAGUCAUAAAGAGAGCACUGAUUGAGAGUGGGUGCCCCUCGCAUGUUGUCAGUGAGUUGAUGGAGAAUGCUCAUGAACGCAAGUGGCCCAAUGGACUCAACACUUUAGAGACCAGACAGUUAAACCGUCGGCAGUAUGAAAACUACAUUACUAAACGAAUUCCUGGCAAGCAUGCUGUGGUAGUCAUGUCUUGUGAGAACCAGCAUAUGCCUGAAGAGCUGAUGGUGGAGCCUGGACUAGUCAUCAUAUUUGCUCAUGGAGUCGAAUGA